Molecule: messenger RNA, 948 nt
Organism: Exophiala aquamarina CBS 119918
Lineage: Eukaryota; Fungi; Ascomycota; Eurotiomycetes; Chaetothyriales; Herpotrichiellaceae
Exons: 3
Coding region: 1-948 (315 amino acids)
Source: RefSeq, a predicted model, not a curated record
AUGUCGAACCCACUAAGCAGCAUCGCAGUGCCCCAGAGAUAUCGCACGUCCGCGAAUCGUCAGGUACUGAUAUCGAACUAUCCAGAGACGGCACCUGGAGUAACACCGAUCCAAAUUGUGACGCUUAACCGACCGGAGAAGCUGAAUGCAUUCACAAUUGAAAUGAUCAAUGCGCUCGAGGAGUUCUUCACCGUUGUCGAUGUCGACGACCGCGUCAAAGUCAUCAUCUUGACUGGUGCUGGACGAACGUUCAGUGCUGGAAUUGACCUGUCCAUAGAUGCCACUGAACGCAAGAACCCGCCGACCCGUGAGCUGAGAGACCCUGGCGGCACGCUGGCGCUCUCGAUGUACAAUUGCAGUAAGACGAUUAUUGUGGCGUACAAUGGUUUGUCCGUUGGGAUUGGCAUGACUUCGACCCUGGCUGCUGCUAUCCGCGUGGCCAGCGUUAAAUCCGAGUUCGGCUUUCCAUUCGCACGCAUUGGUCUCACAAUGGAGUCCAGUAGCUCCUUCUUCUUGCCACGUAUGGUCGGCUACAGCAAUGCGACGUACCUUUUGACGACGGGAGCAAGACACAAGGCAGAGUCCAGCGUCUUACAAGGCAUCUUCGCAGCACUCGUGCCCGAGCCUCAAGAUGUCUUACCACGUGCUCUUGAAAUUGCGAAAGAUGUUCUUGAGAACGUAAGCACCAUGGCCGCUCACUUGAACCGCCAACUUAUAUGGAGAAACGCGGAUUCCGCCGAGAAGGCUCACUUGGUUGACAGCCCGUUGUUGUAUGACAUGUUUGGCUCGAAGGACCAUCUGGAAUUCAAAAACUCUUUUUUUGAGAAACGCAAGGCUAAGUUCACCGAUCUGCUUUCAGAGGACGCUCCUCGUACAUAUCCUUGGUGGACGGAGCUUUCCGUCUCCACCAAACCAAAGGCUCGGCUUCAAGCAGACUCAAAGUUGUGA